Messenger RNA from Engraulis encrasicolus (European anchovy), 1988 nucleotides. RefSeq names its product UBAP1-MVB12-associated (UMA) domain containing 1 (gene umad1). Bases 108 to 608 code for a protein of 166 amino acids. The record is from RefSeq and is a predicted model, not a curated record. NCBI's taxonomy places the organism in Eukaryota, Metazoa, Chordata, Actinopteri, Clupeiformes, Engraulidae. The transcript is spliced from 5 exons.
GCAUGAUGAUUUCUGUAAACAAAAAUAGUACUGAGACUUGAUCAUAUUUUCAAGGCAUAUUUUACCCCACUGAAUAUUUUGGAGCAAUACAAGUACAACUUUUCAAGAUGCUCAACUUUUUCGGAUUACGGAAAGAUCCGUCCAAGAAGCCAGCUGGAGACAAGGAACUUGAUGGAUUCGUUAUCAUUGGGGAGACAGUUGAGGAGCAGAGGGAGCGCAUGCAGAGUAUGAACAUCACACAGCCCACCACCAACGUCAUCAUACAGCCAUCGAAGCCAUACAGGAACAGGCCAGCUCCUCAGAUCCCCGGCUUUGAGGACCCACGGGUGUCCAUGCCGAUGCCCGCACCGCUGCCUGUGGUGGCCGCAGAGGUGCCCACAGGUACAGCCCAAGGAGGUGCCGGUGCCGGUGCCAGCGCGAGUGCCAACCCCAACCUGCCGGAGCUCCUGGCGGACGUGCCCUUCACGCUGGCGCCCCACGUGCUGGCCAUGCAGACAGGGCGGCCUUGCCUGCCCGACCUCCUGCUCAACACAAACAACUAUGAGGAGAACCUGGAGAACUUCCGCUACGACUUCAGCCUGGAGAACUCUGUCCUCAGCCAGCCAUGAGGACAGACGAGGACAAGGAACUGUGUAGUAGAAUGGACACCAAAGGUUCCAUUCUAUUUCGGUUAAACAGAUAUGAAUUAUUUUUUUCCCCCAACUGUAGAUUUGCAACCAAAACUCUGGAUUACUUGGUUGGAAAUUGCCAAUCACAAACACACACUCAAUAUCAUGCCCCGCCCAAUGGAACCUUGGUGUCCACUCUAACGUACAGUCAUUGGUGAGGACGUUCAGUCAGCAUUCGGCACGAUGUUAGCCGGAAGUCACCCGGACGCGUUGAACCCAUCUUGAACCGCCUUUCUUGCCUGCUCUAAUGGGCUAUUUGCUACCUCCUCAUUGACACCCAUGUUUAAUUUCCCCAUAGACGUUUAUGGGUCAAUGACAUUUUAGUAGUAGCACACGUCAGGGUGGUAUAAUCACAGCUAAUGCCACUAUUUUAAAGAUUUUUUUCUUUUUAGUGGAUUGUCUAAGAAACAUAUUCAGUAUGCAGUACAUUCACCCAUUCAAUCUUCCAUUGUCACACUUAAUUUUGGAAAAUUGUUGACUGUAGAAUUUCCAAGUCCUUUCGUAUGUCCAUGAGUACGAAAACAUUUGCAAGACAGCUCGUUUUGAUUUGGCUACCCCACAAUGGGUACGUGACGUGAUCAUGAUGAAGUGCGCGAUUUGAUACUUCGCUGUAAUAACACUCAAAUACUGCGUUAUGAUCAAAUGCCAAGAUAAAAUAUCUAAAUCGUGACUUUGUAAGAGUUUGACUCAAUGUCAAUUCUGUUCAUCUCAGAGUUACCAAAAUCACACAGUAGGUGCAAUAGAGUGUCUAGAUUCGAAAUGUAUAAAAGGGUAUUAGCUACGGUUGUAUCACCUGACGUCUCUGACAAAAAAAGUUAAUGACCCAUAUACCGUACAUAGACGCCACGUUAACUUCCGUGGGAGGAGCAUAAGGCCACCGCCGGAGCUUGAUUAUCACCCCCACACCUUCAACAUCAUAAUCGCCUUUUUUACCCGUACAUUUCUACUCUGCCCUCCAAGUCUUUGUGUUUGGGCUUAAGGCCUAAGAUGUGGUUUAAACUGUUAUUCCACAGUCUUCUGCUCCCUGAAUCCCCUGGUCCUGCUACCUAAACCUUCAAAGACCUCAACAUUUAGAACAGCAGUGAAUGGGUCCCAUGUUUUACAUAUCAAUCCUACAGUGCACAUACUGUAUAACAUAUAUCAACAUCUAUGUGGCAUCUAUGUAUCCAGGUCUAUGGCUUAACCUGUCUGUUUACCCGUUUCUUGACUGAUCCGCCUAGUCACUUAUUGGUUAAUGUACCUGAACGUUUACCUGCCUUGUCACAUGAGGUUUAAUGUACCUGACUAGUUUACCUGUAGUGGGUUCUCUUCGCCUGACAA